Bufo gargarizans (Asiatic toad) is the source of this 2174-nucleotide messenger RNA. It is a transcript of the gene DRC7, whose product is annotated as dynein regulatory complex subunit 7. The record is from RefSeq and is a predicted model, not a curated record. Gene Ontology annotation, biological process: flagellated sperm motility. Gene Ontology annotation, cellular component: motile cilium. The transcript has 15 exons. Bases 84 to 2174 code for a protein of 696 amino acids. NCBI's taxonomy places the organism in Eukaryota, Metazoa, Chordata, Amphibia, Anura, Bufonidae.
CUCCCGGCAGUCUCUGCGGCCCACUUCCGGUUUUGUUGCUGGGCAACCAGACGCGGAGACGAAAGUUACGGGUGUCAGGUGUCAUGGCGGCUGUGGAGGAGGACGUCCUCGGGGACAGGGAGUUGCAGAGUAUUCAGGAGCAGACGGCGAUGAUCGACACCCCCGGGGAGAUGAUGGGAGUAGUGGACGUGACAAGAUUCCCAUCAUCCUACACCCUGAAUUCUCCUCAGGAACAGACGCUGCUGAAUAUGGCUGAUAACUUCUGCCGCCAGUACUCGCACCUGUACCCCGACCGGAGGGCGCUCUUCACAUCCCCCCUGAACGAGUGCAAUGUGGAGAAGUUUGUGUGCUCCACGCUGCGCCCCACGCUCCUCCCAUACCCGGAGCUCUACCACUGGGAGGAGGCGGCACGAUUUGUGUCUGAAUUUCUAGAAAUGGAACCGCUGAAUCCUGUGACGGAGCUGCCGCACCGCCUCUUCUCUUCGUACUCCGUCCUGCAGAGCCAGAAAGGGAAUUGCUUUGACUUCGGCGUCUUGCUUUGCUCCUUGCUGCUGGGGGCUGGCUACGAUGCUUACUGUGUCAGCGGCUACGCCACCCGUGAAGUGUGUCUCAUGGAUGAGAGUCGAGAAGCCUGUCCUCUGCUGAAAGCCGAGCCCGAGACCUCUGGAACGUCACCCCUGAAGCCCCUCAAGAAGUACAGUGUGCGGCCGCCGAGACAACUAGUCAGUAAGUUUGAACUCCAGCAAGAAUUAAAGAAAGAGGCCAAGGUGCAGGCCUCGCGCCUCAGACAGCAGCAGGAGGAGGAGCAGCGCCUGGAGGACGCAGAAAGACCUGCUAUGGACACUCUGUAUGGCCUCAGGGUCCACUGCUGGGUGUUAGUCCUGUCUGGAAAGAGGGAAGUGCCGGACAACUUCUUCAUCGAUGCGCUGACAGGCAACGCGUACCGAACCAGGGACCAGCGCUUCCUGGGUAUCGAGAGUCUGUGGAGUCACCAGAACUACUGGGUCAACAUGCAGGACUGCCGCAGGGGCUGCCAGGAUCUGACCUUUGACCUGGGGGACCCUGUGUGCUGGGAGUUCAUGCUGUUGAAUGCGGUGAAGCCUGUACUGCUUAUCCCAGAUAUGAAGGAAGAGGAGGAUGAGGAGGAGGGGAAUGAAGACCAGGACCAGGUGAUGCUGCAGGCGCCGGUGUCCUGGGUGCUGCCCAUUGUGGUGACCCCAAAAGAGUUUGAGAUGCGAUGUCCUCAGGGGAAGAAACGUCUGCAAUACAAGAAGGCCAGGCUGGAGAAGUGGGCCCCCUACCUCCAGGAGGACGGUCGGGUGUCCCGCCUCACCCUCUACCAGGACUCUCCAUGCUCCAUAGAACUGGAGGUCCAGGACUGGUUCCAGAAUCGCAAGGACAAGUUGGACAUGAGACAGCAGAAGAGACAGCAUGGAGUGACCACUGAGUACUUCUCUCCGGGACGGGUGGAUGCUCUGAAGGUCCACACCUUCCGCUCCCAGGCCCCAGAGACAGAGCGCACGAUGAUAUUCUACAGCGAGGCUCGUCUGGAUGGACUCCAGAGACGCGAGGAGCAACCAAAGGAGAUGCUGGAGCUUUUCCAGAGCCGCCCGGACUUCUUGCAUCACCGGCACACGCUAUACGGGAAAAGGCCGAAGAAAGUGUCCAUAGCUGGGGGACCUACAGAGUCCAACCCCCGACCCAUCCUGAAAAUUACGGAACGUUUCCUUAGAAACCCUGAGAAGUCGGCCAAUGAGGAUGUGGCUGAGCGGAUUUUCCUAAUCACUGAGGGUCGCAUCCAUGUCCGCUGUCAUCGACCAGACGAUCACAUCACCACAUCCACCUGGGAGUUCCUCAAGCCGGCCAACCUCGGAGAGAAGGGGGCCCAUGUGGUGCUGAGCCCCGAGACCUGCAUCUCCUACCAGGUGGAGCCAUUGGAAAAAUUCAACAAACAACUGUAUGUCUACGAGAGCCUUGUGCACCUCCAGCAGGGGGAGCAGCGUGCGCAGGAGGCCGUCCGGAAAUCGGAGGCAGAGGUGCUGGAGAUCCUUUCUCGGCGGGUUCAGGAGGAGGCAGAUCCACAACUCACAAUAUCUAUCUAUGACCCGGAGAGGAAUGAGAGCAGCAAGGAGCAGCGGGCGGCCCAGGUAAGUGUGCGCGACGGGGUACACUGA